Molecule: messenger RNA, 4009 nt
Organism: Sorex araneus (European shrew)
Lineage: Eukaryota; Metazoa; Chordata; Mammalia; Eulipotyphla; Soricidae
Gene: NFYA
Product: nuclear transcription factor Y subunit alpha
Exons: 10
Coding region: 382-1425 (347 amino acids)
Biological process (GO): regulation of transcription by RNA polymerase II
Cellular component (GO): CCAAT-binding factor complex
Molecular function (GO): DNA-binding transcription factor activity, RNA polymerase II-specific; RNA polymerase II cis-regulatory region sequence-specific DNA binding
Source: RefSeq, a predicted model, not a curated record
CCGAUUGGCGGGUCCCGCUGACCACUCAGAGGAGGCCCAGGCGCCUGUGGAGCCCCGGGAGUCGAGCUGAGCUUAGCCGAGCGCGGUGGUCGGCGGCCGGGCCUGGAGCCCGCCGGCGCCCCGGAGCACUGCCGACGCAGGCCUGCAGGGGGCCGCCCGCGCGGGAAUGGCGCUGCCGGGAGCGGGCGUCCCCGGCUCCGGGCCCUUCCGGGGGCCAUGCCAGCUGGGGGGCGCAGCGCCCCUGCUCCCACGGCCGGGGCCCGGGCCCUCGGCCCCGGUGUGGAGGCGGCGGGCUGGCCUGCCACGCGUGCCGCGCCGUCCAGUCUUCUAGGUUCUCCAGAGAGAAGCUUACUGUGAACAGGAUUCUAGAUUGGAAGGACUAUGGAGCAGUAUACAACAAACAGCAAUAGUUCAACAGAGCAGAUUGUUGUACAGGCUGGACAGAUUCAGCAACAGCAGCAGGGUGGUGUCACUGCUGUCCAGUUGCAGACUGAGGCCCAGGUGGCAUCGGCCUCAGGCCAGCAAGUCCAGACCCUCCAGGUAGUCCAGGGUCAGCCAUUAAUGGUACAGGUCAGUGGAGGCCAGUUAAUCACAUCAACUGGCCAGCCAAUCAUGGUCCAGGCUGUUCCUGGUGGACAAGGUCAAACCAUCAUGCAAGUACCUGUCUCUGGGACACAGGGUUUGCAGCAGAUCCAGUUGGUCCCACCUGGCCAAAUCCAAAUCCAGGGUGGGCAGGCUGUGCAGGUGCAGGGGCAACAGGGCCAAACCCAGCAGAUCAUCAUCCAGCAGCCCCAGACCGCUGUCACUGCAGGCCAGACCCAGACACAGCAACAGAUUGCAGUGCAGGGGCAACAAGUGGCCCAGACUGCUGAAGGGCAGACCAUCGUCUAUCAGCCAGUAAAUGCAGACGGCACCAUUCUCCAGCAAGUUACAGUCCCUGUUUCAGGCAUGAUCACCAUCCCAGCAGCCAGUUUGGCAGGAGCACAGAUUGUUCAGACAGGAGCCAAUACUAACACGACCAGCAGUGGACAAGGGACUGUCACUGUAACACUUCCUGUAGCAGGCAAUGUGGUCAAUUCAGGAGGAAUGGUCAUGAUGGUGCCUGGUGCUGGCUCAGUACCUGCUAUCCAACGAAUCCCUCUACCUGGUGCAGAAAUGCUUGAAGAAGAGCCUCUCUAUGUGAAUGCCAAACAGUACCACCGUAUACUAAAAAGGAGGCAAGCCCGGGCUAAAUUAGAGGCAGAAGGAAAAAUUCCAAAGGAAAGAAGGAAAUACCUACAUGAGUCUCGGCACCGUCAUGCCAUGGCACGGAAGCGUGGUGAAGGGGGAAGAUUUUUCUCUCCAAAGGAAAAGGAUAGUCCCCAUAUGCAGGAUCCAAACCAAGCAGAUGAAGAAGCAAUGACACAGAUCAUCCGAGUGUCCUAACCCUGGGGCCCAUGAUGAAACCGGAUCAAGUUCCUGUUUCUCACACUGCUUCCUACCGUUCCAGGAAACUGAUCGACUGCCAGCAGAACAUUGACGAUCACAUUCUGCCCUUUUUUACAGGACAGAAAACACUUAGUUUUUAAUAAGUGGCUAAGUAUUAUAACUGCAGUGAUGUCUAGCAAAUUGAAGUUGGCAAGCCUUUGUCUCACUCUUUGAGUCAGGACUUACUUCAGAGUGUUGAUGACAUUGACAUUUCAUGGAUUAGGAUGAUGAAAAGGGACCCAUGUCAAGCCAGCAGUACCAUACAUAGCACUUACAUUGACUGGUGAAGCCAGCCAGCCAUUUCAGCGGGCGGGGGGGUCGGGGCGGGGAAUAAACCUUCUCAGCCUAACCUGCAAUCAGGGAAGAUACAGCCCACUCCUUCCCUUGGAAUCUAUAAACAUCAUCUGUCCCUCCAAUGGGGGGGCUCUCAGGCUGACGAACUGAACUGAACUGAAUGGACAGUUUGUAUUCAGAGAUCGCUUCCAGGGAAGGGAAUUUAUCUCAUGAAAACAAUAAAUUAUCUUAGAUAUAUUCAUUUAAUCUGUGGUACUAAUAAUAAUCUGUCUGCCCAGAUGAUAGGGUGGUAAUUUUGGACUCCAGCCAAGAAUAUGUUAACUCUGAGGGGAGAAUGAAUGAUAAAAGACUCAAGCACUAAAAAUAGAAAUCACUUAAUCUCACUUUUUUCUCUUUUUUUUCUUUCUCCCUUUUUUUUUUUUUUUUUUAAGCUUUGAUGAGUUGUGACUUGUCUCUAAACAGGUCAUUUGGACCAUAGUUCUUGCUGUGGAAACAUUCAAGAAAAUUUAGAGGAUAUUGAACCAUUAGUAAAGAGCAAAACCAUGUUUAAGUGCUGAGCACAUUUGUAGUAACUCUUAAACAGAGACCCAAACUAGAGAUUUCAAUCACAGACUCUGUGACAGCAUUAGGGAAUCGAUGGGUUCAUGGGUUUAGAUGGGUUCAGUUUAGAAAAGAGAGUAGUUAUAAAUGCCUAUAUGUUGUCAUAGCAUUAUUCUCCCAGUUAGUUGAUGCCUGGAUUGGAUCAAUGAAAUGAAGGGAAUCAUUUACAUUUCUUAUAUAACCCUUAUAUAUAAGCACAAAAAGGGAGAAGGGUCAUAUUUAGUCCUUUACAAUUUCUGGAAAGUACCGUUGAAGCCUUUUUGGACAUAUUUCAGGUAAAGUUUGAGGUGGAUUUUUGGCUUCUUAACUCCUGUGGCCCUCUUGUGCUUGCCCAGGGAGCAAACAUGGCAGCUAAAUCUUUGGUGCCAGUUUCCAUGUGUUUCUCUAUUUUUCCACAGUCUUUUUUUUUUUAAAAAGGUUUCCACAUCACGUCUAUGUUCUAGGGAUAAACUGUAUACUAAAAGAGAUCCCUGCGGAGUCAGAUUCUGCCCACAGUUUACAGAACUGAUUGUGCCUCAGACAUCUUUUCUAGAUGCUGUGUCCUGGAAAACAAAGAUAGUAUUUCCAUAAAAGAGGCUAUCUUCUCGGAAUACAAAGGAAACCUAACCUCUUUUGAAGAACAUUUGGAUUUUAUUUGACUAAUAAGAUUGGCUCUUUUGUAUCAUCUAUAAUUAUAUUAAUAGAGGAAAAAGCCCUUCUGAAGAAAACAGUACAAAGGGAAGAUAUUUUAAUUGCAGAAAUACAGUUGCAGAACUAUGCAGAGGAAGCAGAAAAUUUUUCCUUAGCUCCUCUGACCUGGUUUCCAUGUUUCUUGUUCCUCUAACCUGGUUUCCUGGUUUCUUGUCCUCUAACCUGGUUUCCAUGUCAGGAGAAGCUGUGAUUUUGGUAGACUCAGAAAUUUCUGGCCCUUGCAUGCAUUUCAUGUACUCAUUUUAUUCAGUAGGUUCAGAUGAUACUAUAGGGAUUUGUAUCCCUUGGUUCAUUUAGAAGUCUAAGAUGCAGAAUUUAGAAAUAAAAUUACUCAAACCUAAUUUCUAGGACUUAAGCCAACAAUUCUAAAAUAUUUGUUUGUGUAAGUCUGUACAUAGUAAUGCCAACCUCAUUGUUCCAAGGGUUUUUUCCCGUGUGUUUGGGGUUUUGUUUGGAAUGAAAUGCUUCCUUUUAAUUUUGCCACUGCAUUUCAGAUUACUCAUGACUUUUUAUUGUGGUCAUUCUAUACCAUUAUGACCCAGAAAGUGGAAGGUUGGCGUUUGGAUUUUUUUGUUACUAGAGGUUCCUUUAUUCCUUUGUUCUAGUGACAGUAGUGAUGACUUCUUAGAUGCAGAAAGGAAGAGUGAAUGGAUAAGUGAAUAAUUGUUCAAAAGCAUAGUUAUUUCACUUCUUGAGUGCUUUUUUUUUUUCCAAGAAAAUUGUAAAUGUAUAUAUUUUAAUUGCACUGGUACAUUGAACAUACCAGUGUCCAUACCACUGGACCAACAGCAAUUUCUGGCUUUGGAGUGCCUGAUGAUAAUGUCUUGAUUUUCCUUUGGGACUUAACUAUAUAGGGUUUUUCCCAGCAAUAGGAGGAGUACAAGUGAUUGAUCAUUGAUGUCAUUGCAAUUGUUAUUUUUUAAAAUAAAUUUAUAAAAACAUUAAGAAGUGAUUUGAA